Messenger RNA from Solanum tuberosum (potato), 1070 nucleotides. RefSeq names its product cytosolic sulfotransferase 12-like. The coding region runs from base 20 to 376 and encodes 118 amino acids. Gene Ontology annotation, molecular function: sulfotransferase activity. The record is from RefSeq and is a predicted model, not a curated record. NCBI's taxonomy places the organism in Eukaryota, Viridiplantae, Streptophyta, Magnoliopsida, Solanales, Solanaceae. The transcript has 2 exons.
AUUAAAUUCCAUUCCUAAAAUGAGUGACAAAGAAUCAUCAGCGGUUUGGAAUAAAUCUGAACUUUAUCAAUGGGAAGGUUUUUGGUCAAAUCUUACCAUUAUAAAGGAAGCCAAGAUCUUCAAGGCAACCUUCAAAUCAGAUCCUAACGAUGUUCUUUUGGCAUCUUUCAUAAAAACAGGUUCAACAUGGCUCAAGGCCAUAUGUCUAUCCAUCAUGGAAGGAAAUAAAAAGGAAGAAGACCUAUUGGUUAAGGAUAAUCCUCAUUUUCAUGUUCCAAUAAUAGAGGCCAUGAAUUACUAUUCAAAAACUCCAGUUCAUGAUCUAUACACAAUGCCCUCUCCAAGAUUAUUUCACACUCAUUUACCUAGCUUAUAGGGUUUUACCAAAUUCAAUAAAAAAAAUCAGAUAAUUGCAAGAUUAUAUAUAUAACAAGAAACCCUAAAGAUACCUUAAUUUCCAUAUGGCAUUUCUUCAACUAUAAUUGUAAGCGUUUAGAAAAUUUCUCCCCUUUAGAAGAAGUUGUGGAAUCCUUUUGCAGUGGGGUUCAUUUAUAUGGACCAUUCUUUGAACAUGUUCUUGAAUACUGGGAAGAAAGUAAAAAAAGGCCUAAAACAAUACUAUUCUUCAAGUAUGAAGACUUGAAAAUAGACCCUAAAAAGGAGUUGAAAAAAAUAGCCUUGUUUCUUGGAAAACCUUUUGUUAAUGAAGAGGAUUUGGAGAUAGUUUUGAAGAAGUGUAGCUUGGAGAAUCUUAAGAACUUGGAGGUUAAUAAGAGUGGCUCAAUCCUCUAUAAUGUUCAUAAUAGUUCGUUUUUCAGAAAAGGAGUUGUUGGAGAUUGGAAGAAUCACUUGACACCUAAAAUGGAAGAGCAACUUGACAAGAUUACUAGAUUGAAACUUCAAGGGAGUGGCCUUGAACUUUGAUUCUUUGAGUAACUACUACUUUAAUAAGCUUUUUCUAUUACUUCAUCCGGGUGAGUAAUAAGCUAGGGUUGUUGAAAAUAAUAAGCUUAAAUGUUUAAGCGCCUAUGUCAUAUGUCUUUUUAGUUAUCUUAAGUGUAAAUCUUUUA